UGUGGGGAAUUGAACUUUGAGUUAAGCAACCUACUAAAUUAAAAUUCUGUUAUAAAAUUAAGACUUUCAUCUUCUUCAUUUCUCUGAACUUACUUGAUCCUCAUGGGUUUAUUAGACCAACUUUGGGAUGAUACAGUUGCCGGACCAACACCUGAUACUGGUCUCGGAAAGCUAAGGAAACAUUCCACCUUUUCUUUCCGGUCAAAUUCCGGCAAUAAAGAAGUAGAAUCAGUUGCGAGAUCUAACAGUGAAGAUUUGUCUGACGAAGUGCACAGAAAUGUGACUCGCAGUAUAAUGAUCCUAAAACCGAGACCAGGAAAUCUGACGAUUAACGGUAAUGAUGGUGGUGGAUCAUCAGCACCAGCUUCACCGGCCGGAUCUACACCUCCUGUAUCACCAUUCACUCCAUCAGGAUCACCAUUCUCUGGUGGUAGAGAAUCAAAUCGUUUUCGUGGCAGAUUAUCGUCGGAUGUUUACGAGAGAGGAGCGGCUUCCUCGGCUCCAACAGCAGUCCCUAUCCGAGCAGCAGCAGCAACAACAGCAAUGGGGGAUGGAUCCAGGUGCACACCUCCUACUUACAACGUGUGAAAUGUGACCAGUGCUAGUUUCUUUCACCUGACCGGCGACUUUUACUUAGCAGUACUACUACUUUUUAUAUCAGACGAGGAUACAAGAUCGAAUCGAAAUACUAGCAAGAUAAUGGAACUGAGAAAUGGCUUUGUUUCUUUUUGUUGGUUUAGGUUUUGUUAUAUAGUUAUAUGGUAGUGCUAGAUAAGCAUGUAUUUAGCGUAUGUUGUUUCCCUAUGUAUAUAAUGUAUGAAGUCACUACCUCCGGCCACCAUUUACGGUGGUUGAUUGCCUCAGUGGAUGUGCAAUGGAGUUUGAAGAGCCGAGUUUUUUUUUGUUUUUUGUUAUGCUUUUUCUAGUGAGGAUGUGAUGUUUAGUAAAACCAUGUAAAACUAGCUUCAGAGAGCUGUGUGGUUUUUAUGCAAGUAAAUUUGGAAUUUGAAGGCUUUCACUUCUUGUUCGAGCUGUA
Molecule: messenger RNA, 1036 nt
Organism: Papaver somniferum (opium poppy)
Lineage: Eukaryota; Viridiplantae; Streptophyta; Magnoliopsida; Ranunculales; Papaveraceae
Product: dormancy-associated protein homolog 3-like
Exons: 3
Coding region: 103-588 (161 amino acids)
Source: RefSeq, a predicted model, not a curated record